Messenger RNA from Morchella sextelata, 912 nucleotides. RefSeq lists its product as uncharacterized. Bases 1 to 912 code for a protein of 303 amino acids. Gene Ontology annotation, cellular component: mitochondrion. The record is from RefSeq and is a predicted model, not a curated record. The transcript is spliced from 5 exons. Lineage: Eukaryota; Fungi; Ascomycota; Pezizomycetes; Pezizales; Morchellaceae.
AUGGCUGUGACCGCUUUGUUUUCACGAUGCGCUCGCUCGGGUGCAAGCCCUAUCCGCGCACUUUCUCAGCGUAAUUUUUCCUCGGUCAAGGAAGUAGUUCCACUCGCAUAUCAUCUUUAUGAACCUACCGACUCGACAGCUCCAAAGAAUGAUGCGCCGAUUGUGGUGAUGCACGGUCUCUUCGGGUCGAAGCAGAAUAACCGCACGAUCAGUAAAGCGCUUGCACGGGAUUUGAACAGGCCUGUUUAUGCAGUUGACCUCCGAAACCAUGGCGAUAGCCCCCACCACAAACGCCACGACUACAUAGCCAUGGCCGAAGAUGUCGAGCACUUUCUUGUCGACAAGAAACUCGGCCCAGAAACCACUCUUCUCGGUCAUUCCAUGGGCGCCAAAACGGCCAUGGCAGUUUCCCUCCGCAGUCCCUCGCUCGUGCGCGACCUCGUAGUCGUUGACAACGCCCCCGUCUCCUCAACCCUACACUCCUCGUUUGGCACAUACAUCCGCGCCAUGCGUCAGAUCGAGGAGUCGAAGCUCACGAAGCAAUCCGAGGCUGACAAGAUUCUCUCCGAGUACGAGCCGAACCUUGGGAUCCGGCAGUUUUUGCUCACGAACUUGACACGCGAGGAGGGAUCUCCAUAUCUAAAGUUCAGGGUACCAAUCAAGAUUCUCGGCAGUGCGUUAGACGAGAUUGGAGAUUUCCCAUUUACGCCCGAGAAGGAUCGGUUUGAGGGACGGGCCCUGUUUGUCAGGGGUACCAAAAGUCACUAUGUCCCCGAUGAGCAUAUCCCGAUCAUUGGCAGAUUCUUUCCACUAUUUAGAUUGAAAGAUAUAGAUGCCGGACAUUGGGUUAUUUCAGAGAAGCCAAUUGAGUUCAAAGAAGCCGUUGUUGAAUUCCUGCAGAACUCGGAGUGA